UCAAAAGCCGGGGGUUUCCGCAUUUCUUUAUUCUCUUCUUCUGCUUCCCAGUUUUCUGCUUCUGCCUUCCGGCGGAGCUCAGAGGCGGUGUCAUUGGGGUAUCCGCCCUCUGGUUCUCAGGUUAGGGUUUGGGCAUCUGUGGACACUCCAGGCGAAGAUUUGUUUGAUGAAGGAGGCGCACUUCUGGCUCCAUUUCCCGGCGAUUUAAGGUAUUCACGGAGAUAGCUUUUGGGCAGAGCGCGCCGGGGAGUAAGAUGAUGUACGGGGACCAGCAGCAGCAGCAGCAGCAACAGCAGCCGCCGCCUCCGCCACUGCCACACAUGCAUCCGCAGCAUCAGCCCGGUGGCGAUUUUCACCGCGGGAUGCCUAUGAGGCCGCCGAUGCCGCUGAUGGGCCAUGGGCCGGUUCAUGGGGAUUAUAUGCAUGGGAAUGCUCCGCUCCCGUACGAUGCACAUGGGGAUGGGUUUGCUGCAAAAAGAAUUAGGAAGCUUGUGCAUCGCCGAUCUGUUGACUAUACAAGUACUGUUGUUCGAUACAUGCAGUGUCGAAUGUGGCAGCGGGAUAUAAGAGAUCGAACUGCAUUGCAGCCUACUCCUGCUGCAGCCAUAGAUUUGUUGCCACCAAUUGCAUACCUUGAUAAUCCUGCCACAAGUUUUGCAACUAAAUUUGUCCAUGCAUCUACAAACAAAAAUCGUUGCUCAAUCAACCGUGUCUUGUGGACACCUACAGGGAGGCGCCUUAUCACAGGCUCUCAAAGUGGGGAAUUUACUCUUUGGAAUGGCCAGUCCUUUAAUUUUGAGAUGAUCUUGCAGGCACAUGACCAAGCAAUCAGAUCCAUGGUGUGGAGCCACAAUGAAAAUUGGAUGGUCACUGGUGAUGAUGGUGGAUCAAUCAAGUAUUGGCAGACAAACAUGAAUAAUGUGAAGGCAAAUAAAAGUGCACAUAGGGAAUCUGUUCGUGAUUUGAGUUUUUCAAGAACAGAUUUGAAAUUCUGCUCCUGUUCUGAUGAUACCACUGUCAAAGUAUGGGAUUUUGCUCGUUGCCAAGAAGAAAGGUCACUUGCAGGUCAUGGAUGGGAUGUGAAGAGUGUUGAUUGGCACCCAACAAAGUCCUUGCUUGUUUCUGGUGGAAAAGACAACCUUGUGAAACUUUGGGAUGCAAAAACAGGGAGAGAACUCUGUUCUUUUCAUGGACACAAGAACACUGUGCUUUGUGUCAAAUGGAAUCAAAAUGGAAAUUGGGUGCUUACAGCUGGAAAAGACCAGAUCAUUAAGCUUUAUGAUAUAAGGGCCAUGAAGGAGCUUGAAUCUUUCCGUGGGCAUCGUAAAGAUGUGACAGCUUUGGCAUGGCAUCCCUUCCACGAGGAGUAUUUUGUGAGUGGAAGUUUUGAUGGCUCCAUCUUCCAUUGGGUUGUGGGGCAUGAAACACCUCAAGUUGAAUUACAUAAUGCACAUGAAAAUAGUGUCUGGGACCUUGCGUGGCAUCCUGUUGGCUAUCUCCUUUGCAGUGGUAGCAAUGACCACACAACCAAGUUUUGGUGUCGGAAUAGGCCUGGAGAUCCUUCUCGUGACAAACAUAACAUUGGUUCUGGAGAACUAGGUGCAGCAGCACCUGGUCGUUUUGCUGGUAAUUUCCCAGUUCCUGAUGCCCCACCUACUCCAGGACCGUUUGCAGCUGGGCUUGCUCGAAGUGAUGGAACAAUUCCUGGUGUUGGGACUGCAAUGCCCUUUGCAAUGUUGCCCCUUGAUGGAUCAGAUCAAGGAGAACAAAGGCAUCCAAUUCCGGUAUCAAACCCCAUGUUAGCACCGCAUCCUCCAUCUGUACCUCACCCAUCACUUUUACAACCUACCCAACAAGGAUACCCACAAGUUCCUCAACAGAUACCAGGACAACACCAGCAUCAACCGCUUCAACCACCUAUGAUGCCUCUACCUCCGACAACAUUGUCUCAGUUGCAGCCUCCUUCACAAUUACCAUUGCUUGCUCAUCCUUCUCAUUUAUCUCGUCCUCCACCCAUCCAAUUUCCUUCUCUGUCAGUGCCUGCAAGCACUCCAUCUAAUGCACUAUCCAUGUCCAUGCAAUCAAUGUCAGUCUCACUUCCACUACCAAUGCCUGGGUCAGCUUCUGAUUCUGUGUUACCCCGGCCAACAUCUUUGCAGUCAAACAAUUACCCACCUGUUCUUGCUAUGCCUGGACAAGGACUGCACAGUUCAGCCACUCAGAUUCCUCAAUUGCCACAGCCACCUCUUGGCAUGAAUCAAAUUAUUGCAGGCCCAAUGGCUGGUAGUAGUGUUCCACCUGCAAUUAGUAAUUUUUCAAGUGGAAUGACGAAUACACAUGUUACAUCAAGCACUGCUGCAGGGCAGGCAUUUGCUGUUAGUGGUGUUUUCAGCCGACCACAAUCUGGGCAACUGGCACCUGUUCCAGGGAUUAACGCCUACCAGACAGGAAUUCCAAGCAUGAUGGACAUGCGCCCAGCCAGCAUGGCUCUUCCUCCAAACAUCAGCCUUCCUCCUGGCCCACCACCUCAUUCACGUGGAUCAACAUCAUAAGCCAUUAUAUAUUCAUGGCCAAUUUUUGUUCUUAUAUAAAGAAAAGAAAUAGAAAAGCAAGAACUAGCCUUAGUUGUUAGUUCUUUUCUUUUUCCUUUUCCCCUUUUUGUCUUGUGUAACUUAGCUAAUGUGGUCUUUUCUUUCCCAUUCGUUUUCAUCUGUAACAUACAUCGUUUGACAGAGCUGGUCGACUUUAACCAAGAUGUCGCCAGUUCAAAACCUUUGGGCGACACAUUCUCCAGCUUGACUGUCAAAUGCAGAGGAUAACAGUUAAUGUGCGUCUUUUGUUGUCUUCGUGUAA
Nymphaea colorata (pocket water lily) is the source of this 2853-nucleotide messenger RNA. RefSeq names its product flowering time control protein FY. Gene Ontology annotation, cellular component: mRNA cleavage and polyadenylation specificity factor complex. NCBI's taxonomy places the organism in Eukaryota, Viridiplantae, Streptophyta, Magnoliopsida, Nymphaeales, Nymphaeaceae. Bases 255 to 2552 code for a protein of 765 amino acids. The record is from RefSeq and is a predicted model, not a curated record. Gene Ontology annotation, molecular function: protein binding. The transcript has 17 exons.